This is a messenger RNA of Microplitis mediator, 4060 nucleotides long. RefSeq lists its product as uncharacterized. The transcript has 4 exons. NCBI's taxonomy places the organism in Eukaryota, Metazoa, Arthropoda, Insecta, Hymenoptera, Braconidae. The coding region runs from base 1697 to 4060 and encodes 787 amino acids. The record is from RefSeq and is a predicted model, not a curated record.
CUUAGAUUGUCAUAACUGAUAGGUAAAGUAUAGGUAAUAAUAAGGAACAUUACACUGUGAUAAAAAUGAUAAUUGAAAAUGUUUAUCUUAUAUAUUUCAUAACUAAUAUUAAAAUUGUAAUGUAACUAAUACCUGUGAGGAAGUCGUUUUCGUCAAGGUAUUUAUUACCGUUGUGGUUUUUUGAAUUUCAAUUAACAAUAUCAAAAUAUAAUUUUAUGACCAUAUAAAUUGUAAUGAAAUAUCUAAUUCCGGUUGACUAAUUAAAGCUUCAUGAUUUUGAUGAAUAAUUAUCCGUUUUGUUUUAACAAUAUAGUGCAUUCUAAGUUUCAUUGACCAUUCUUGAAUACGUAAAAUUUAAUUAAUUUGACAGGAUCAGUAAUCCAAUGAAUAUCAAAUACGUACUAUUCAUUAUUAUCAUUAUAUUUGAAUGAGUGUAAUCAUAAUCAUUAUUUCUGUAACUCUAAUAUGUUACAUUUAAAAAACACGCGUUGAAUUGAUUGGUUUUAUCAACUUUUUUGUUGUGAACUACCCUUACGAUGAUUUACUGUAGAAUCGUCAAUGGUAAUUAACCGGCUCUUAAACUCAAUUUGCCAAUUUACACUCUGGUACAACUGAACUGACCUCUAUUUAAAUUUUUCUUAUGGUUUACGAUUAGUGGUGGAUUUACAACUACAAGAAGACUCCAUUAUUAUAUACUCAUUUUUCGGAUAGUAAUGACACUUAUGAUCACGACUCCAUUAUUGUUGUAAGCAUCUACAAUCAUAACCUAUUAUUCGACAGUGUAUAAUCUGCAAUUGAUGAAGAAGAAAAUUUCAACAGUGACGUUUAUUUGUAUUUCGAUAUUUAUAAUUAGAUUACAAAUCUGUACAGAUAACAUAACCAUUGGUAAUUUUCAUUGUGUAAUCAAGUUAUAUUGUCAAUGAAGUUCUAAGUAAAUUGAAUGUAAAAUAAAUUUUCAUGACUCAUGUGUUUAUACAAGUAUAUGUCUAUGUAUUAAUAUAAAUAGAUUGAUAAUCAAAAAAUACGUUAUUGCCAAGAUCACGGUCGUAGAUGCAGUUUUCGUAUUCUAUAAAUGUUAAAAUUUCCAACAAAAUCAAAGUCGUCUAUGGGAAAUUAAUAAUUUUACCAUAAAUUUAAUUACUCUACGCCCAAAGUUCGGGUAUACUUGUACUUUAUUACAUACGUUCAUAUGUUUCUGAUUUCUCGGUUCAAGAUUUGCUAAUCUCAGGACAGUAAAAUUAUUACCUUCUGAUCUAUCUAAUAGGUUCGGAAGGAAUACGGUACAGUUAUAUCUGAUGAUCCGAUUUUAGACCUAGAACAGAACUUGACCAAAAAAGAAACGAAAAGACAAGGAUACCGAAAUUUUGUUCUUAAAAAAAAAAGGAAUAAGACCGUUACGCAAGAAUAUACUAGAACAUAAACAUCAAUACUAAGAAAAUACCAUUUUACCUAAGAUUAUACAGUACGAAUUGAAUCGAAAUGAGAUUUGAAUGAAAUGAUAAAAUCGUAUAUACAUAUAUCUUUGUAAUAAAUCAUACUGUUUAUUAUUUUUAUUGUAUCUUAUUUCAAUAAACUUGUUAAUUGUACUCAAUAGUUUUACAAUAUAACCUUUCUCAACAUUAAAAAAUAUUUUCUUUUGCAAACCUUUUAAUUAUUUCUGUUUUAUUUCUUACUUAGUAUAUCUUUUUCUAUAAGUAUGCCACGCAGGAAAAUUAUUCGAGCACCGGCCGAAGAGGCCGAAAAAGCGCGCAGAGAAAAAAGAAAUGAACAACAACGAAACCGUCGAAAGCAGAAAAAAAAUGAAAAUAUAGAUUUAUUGGUUCGUAAUCUGAUUGGUAGGAACGUUUUUCCUGUGAGUGGUGCAAGUAAUUCUAAGAGUAAAGAUGAGCAGAAUGUGACAGAGGUAUGUGGAACUCCGUCCACAUCCUCUAAUAUAUCAUUAAAUACUACCGAUACACCUCACGAUAUCACUGCACAAACGAAUAAUGUUCCAAUACAAAACAUCGACAUGAGUGAUACCGUUUUUCAUGUACUAAAUGAUCAUGAUACGAUACAUGAAAAUUAUAUAGGCCAAAUGGAUAUAAUAUGUCAACACUGUCAGUCAAGACAUUUCGCUCUUGAACAAGUUGCGAAUAAAAAGAACUCUUUCAAUGAGUGUUGCCGUCAUGGAGAAGUUAAAUUGGAACCGAUGCCCGAACCUCCGGAAAUUUUUAAAUCAUUAUUUGAAGGAACGCAUGAAAAGUCAAGAAAUUUCUUUGAACGAAUAAGAAAUUAUAACAGUUCUUUCUCAUUUGCAUCAUUUAAUGCUAAUUUAUACAAUUUCAGUUCACAGAGAAGAGGACCGUAUUGCUUCAAAAUUCAAGGACAAAUUUAUUACCAAAUGAAUACGGCAUUAUAUCCACCGAUUGAUGAAACACCAAGUUACGGUCAACUUUUUAUUGUAGAUACCAAUGAAGCAGCAGAAAUUCGUUUAAACCAAAAUGUUGAAUGUGAUUUACAACUAUUUAAAACAUUAGAUUCUAUAAUUCGUGAUCAUAAUGUAUUUGCGGAGUCUUAUCAAAUGAUGAAGGAUGUUAUAGAAAGCAAUUCUACGCGUGAUUCACAUGGAAACGUUAUUGAACCUGAAUUGAGUCUAUUGUUUACUUUAAAGCCUGGUAUGGAUGCUCGACGAUACAACUUUCAAAGGGUGAAUGAAGUUGCAGCAAUUUUUUCUACGACUGCUGAUGGUGAAAUACCGGAAUCGUAUAUCACAGUUGCAAAAAAAAAUACCAAGACUCUUCAACGAUUAAGUACAAUGGAUCCUAAUACUGAACCUUGGGUAUAUCCUCUAUUUUAUCCUCAUGGCAAUCAAGGGUGGCAUUCGAGUAUGACGUAUACUAAGAAAACGAUGCGAAGGGUAACUCGUGCUGAUUAUUAUAAGUAUAAAUUAGCAAUUCGUGAUAAAUUCAAUGUUUUUCUGAUGGGUCGUCGUUUAACUCAACAGUGGGUAGUAGAUAGUUAUGUAAAAAUUGAAAAAGAUAGAUUGAAUUAUUGCAGGUUAAACCAAACGAAGUUACGGGCAGAAUCAUAUAAGGGGUUAUUAGAUCAUUUGAAAUCGAGAAAUGAAAAUAGUAAAACACCCUGCAAUAUUGGUAAAGUAGUGAUACUGCCUUCAACAUUCACCUGUUCUCCACGUAAUAUGUUACAACAGUAUCAAGACGCAAUGUCAAUCGUUAAAAAAUUCGGUAAACCAGAUCUUUUUAUCACGAUGACUUGUAAUCCUAAGUGGAUCGAAAUUACAGAAAACCUGUUACCAGGUCAAUCAGCUUCCGAUAGACCAGACUUAGUAGCACGUGUAUUUGACAUCAAAAAGAAUGCUUUGAUCAAAUUAAUAACUAAGACAGAUCUCUUCGGCAAAGUUAUUGCUUAUAACUGGGUAAUAGAAUUUCAAAAGCGUGCGUUACCACAUCUGCAUAUGUUACUUACAUUACAAAGUGGUUUUAAAAUUAAAACUCCCGAUAUUGUUGAUAAAUUUAUAUGUCCUGAAAUACCAAAUAAAGACCAUGAUCCUAGGCUGUAUGAUAUCGUUACAAGAAACAUGCUUCAUGGCCCUUGCGGUGAUUGGUGUUUAAUUGAUGGAAAAUGUUCCAAAAAAUUCCCCAAAGCAUUUCAGAAUGAAACUGUUAUGGAUGAGAAUGGAUAUCCUCUUUAUCAACGUAAAAACGAUGGAGUGACAUUUACUCGAAACAAUGAAUUUUUUUUCGAUAAUCAAUACGUAGUACCAUAUAAUAGAACAUUGCUUUUGACGUUCAAUUGUCAUAUAAAUGUAGAAGUAGUCUCAUCCGUCAAAGCGGUUAAGCAUUUAUAUAAAUACGUUUACAAAGGUCAUGACAAAGCUGCAGUAACAAUUAAUGGGAGUCUACAUAGUUCAAAUGCGAACGCAACUCAAAAUACCCAACAUCCUCAAAAUGAAUCUGAUGUUGCCGUAACCCACGAUGAAAUCCGCGAUUUUGUCGAUGCCCGGUAUGUAGGCCCCGUCGAAGCAGUUUGGCGAAUUUCAUCAAAAGGAUUACAAGAUUGA